Messenger RNA from Impatiens glandulifera, 969 nucleotides. Its product is annotated as metalloendoproteinase 5-MMP-like. Gene Ontology annotation, molecular function: metalloendopeptidase activity; zinc ion binding. The record is from RefSeq and is a predicted model, not a curated record. Gene Ontology annotation, biological process: collagen catabolic process; proteolysis; extracellular matrix organization. NCBI's taxonomy places the organism in Eukaryota, Viridiplantae, Streptophyta, Magnoliopsida, Ericales, Balsaminaceae. The coding region runs from base 1 to 969 and encodes 322 amino acids. Gene Ontology annotation, cellular component: extracellular matrix. The transcript is spliced from 2 exons.
AUGAUAAAACGUAUUUAUAAUUAUGAUACAAGAGAGGCAUGUCUCAAUCAGAAAUGUCAUAAUGGGAAUAAGACUAACAAAGAGUUUGAGACAUGGGUUUUGAUAAGGUCCGGUGGCGGUGGCGGUGGCGGUGGCGGUGGCGGUGGCGGUGGCGGUGGCGGUGGCGGUGGCGGUGGCGGUGGCGGUGGCGGUGGCGGUGACGGUUCUAAGAAAGGUGACGAAGUAAAGGGGCUAGGUCAAAUCAAACAAUUCCUUAUCAAGUACGGUUAUCUCAACCCUUCCAUUAAUGUCGACGAAUCCGAAGUUCUAGACCAUCCCAUGGAAGAAGCUGUCAAGAAAUUUCAGCUCUUCUACAAUCUCGAUGUUUCGGGUGAGUUGGACGAGAAGACAUUGUCAUUGAUGUCGAAGCCUCGAUGCGGUUGCCCUGAUUUGGUCAAUGGUACUAUGGUCAAGCAUGGGAUGAAAAUGGUUCUAGACCAAUUAAAGGGUUCAUACUACGUGACCGGUACAAAGUGGCCAAAGCUCAACCUAUCUUGGGCCAUCAAGCCAGGAACUCGAGGGGACGCUUAUAAACCUAUUUAUUGGGCAAUUAGGAGAUGGGCGUUAGUCACUAAAUUCAAUUUUACCAAUAUCAAUGACUUUACACAAUCCGACUUGAAAAUUGCUUUCUAUAAACGAUCGCAUGGGGAUAGUGGCCCUUUUGAUGGUCCCGGAGGGAUUUUAGCUCACGCAGGGAUGCCACCUGAUGGCGGGGUCCAUUUCAAUGCAGACGAGAAGUGGGUGAUUGGGGCACAUCCUACGGGAGUUGACAUAGAGAGUGUCGCGGUACAUGAGUUAGGGCAUUCUCUUGGACUCGGACAUAGCACCGUUAAAGAAGCCGUCAUGUGGCCAUAUAUUGGAUAUGGUGAAGUCAAACACAACUUGAAUGUUGACGACAUUGCGGGAAUCAAGGCCUUGUACCAUUUUUAA